This is a messenger RNA of Hypoxylon fragiforme, 2087 nucleotides long. Its product is annotated as phosphatidate cytidylyltransferase. The record is from RefSeq and is a predicted model, not a curated record. Gene Ontology annotation, cellular component: endoplasmic reticulum membrane. Bases 382 to 1746 code for a protein of 454 amino acids. Lineage: Eukaryota; Fungi; Ascomycota; Sordariomycetes; Xylariales; Hypoxylaceae. Gene Ontology annotation, molecular function: phosphatidate cytidylyltransferase activity. The transcript is spliced from 3 exons.
ACGAUCCGAUAUCCCCGCCCUCUUGCCUCGCUUUAAAACCUCAAGCUUGUGCUACUUUUCGCAGCUGUCUUGGUCGGUAUAGACUUAGUUGAAAUAGUAUUAUUUGUCUCAACUGUCGAGGAAGCUCUUAGUCUUGCCAAGCAAACGCUCAUUAGCGAUUCCAUCAUUGGUGCAGACCCUCCCUGGUCAAGCCGAACAUCCGCGAAACACAUCUAAACACUUAUAUUUGAUUAAUACUUGGCGAAUUAUUGUUUGUUGUCGCAUUAACAAAUACCAAACCUGAUAAAACCUGACGACAAUACUUGACAUACGCACCCGACUCGAUUGUUUCUUCACAGCAAAUUUUACACCUUUGCCGACGCGAACAGAAAACUGUCCAUAAUGACGAAACCGCGUCGCGGGGUGCGGUUCCCUGGCCGGAGCAUCAAUGGCCAUUCUGAGGGGAGGAGGGCUAGCUUUGGAGAGAUGAGCGAAGAUGGAUCAGGAUCUCCCGUACGGACCAAGACCUCGCCGCAAUUAGAUGGCAUUAGCGAAAAACCCCCGGUGCAAUCCGACUACGAGAAGAAAAAGGCCAACUUCAUCACUCGGACUUUUUGGACUUUCGUCAUGAUCGGCGGCUUCUUCGCGGCUCUGUUUGGCGGCCAUAUUUACAUCAUCGCCUGUAUUACCAUCGUCCAGGUCGUCUCGUUUAAAGAAGUUAUCGCUAUUGCGAGCGUUCCCAGUCGAGCUCGACAGCUACGCCCUACGAAAAGUCUGAAUUGGUAUUGGCUUGCCUCGACUAUGUACUUUCUCUACGGCGAGUCCGUCAUAUACUAUUUCAAACAUAUUGUGUUGGUGGACAAAGUACUUCUUCCGCUUGCCACGCACCACCGCUUCAUCAGCUUCGUUUUAUAUGUCAUAGGCUUUGUCUUCUUCGUCGCCAACCUUAAACCCGGCCAUCUCAAAUUCCAGUUCACCAACUUCGCUUGGACACAUAUGGCGCUAUACUUGAUCGUCGUGCAGGCACACUUCGUCAUGAAUAACGUCUUCGAAGGCAUGAUUUGGUUUUUCCUACCCGCUUCUCUCGUCAUUACCAAUGAUAUUUUUGCCUACAUAUGUGGUAUCACCUUCGGCAGGACCCAGUUGAUCAAGCUUUCCCCUAAGAAGACGGUCGAGGGCUUUGUGGGCGCUUGGGUCAUGACCAUCGGCUGGGCUAUUCUCCUGACGAAUGUUCUGAUGCGCUCCAAGUACUUUAUCUGCCCCGUCAACGAUCUCGGCGCCAAUAUCUUCACGGGCCUCGAAUGCGACCCCAACCCGGUCUUCCUUCCCUACACCUAUACGCUACCUCAACUUUUCUUCCUACCGGAGGGUACAGGUCUCUCUUUUACCACUGAGCCCAUGCAGUUUCAUGCCAUUAUCUUGGCCACUUUCGCCUCGCUAAUCGCGCCUUUUGGUGGUUUCUUUGCUUCCGGGCUCAAGCGCACCUUCAAGAUCAAGGAUUUUGGCGACUCCAUACCUGGACACGGUGGCAUGACUGACAGGAUGGACUGCCAAUUCAUCAUGGGAUUCUUCGCCUUUAUCUACUACCAAACAUUUAUUGCACAACACAAGGUCAACUUUGGGAACGUCAUGGAGUUAGCCAUCACGGGUUUGAGUGUAGAGGAGCAGGUGGAGCUGGUAAAGGGUAUGAGCAGAUAUCUAGAGAAUCAAGGAGCAUGGGGUCCUGGGAUACACGAUUGUUUGGAACGGGUACUACCAAGCAAUUAAUAGGAAUAGGGUUAAAUGCCUGACCUAGGUACCUACCUACCUAGGUAGGCAGCGAACUAAAUUAAUGUAAGGGGUAACAAAUGGGAAUAUUGCCAUUUUACAUCCGUGUAUACAUACCUAGCUACUCUGUCGAGUAAGUAGCGCGUUAAUGAAUUGACGAAGAUUACUUCUUGGGUCAUCUCUUCCCUCUCGUAAUGGUUUUUGUUUUUCUUUUUUCUUUUUCAUACAGUAGGGGCAAUAUAGUAAAAGUAUGGGGAUGUCAAUCCAGGAAGAUUGUUGGCGUCUGGGUUAUACAAGGUAGGAUAGGUAGGUAGAAGGCAAAGGAAGCAGGUACAGGGGGA